UACCACAAAGCCUACUACAUCAACAACAGAAUCAACCACAUCACCUACUCCUACUCCUGCAUCUACUCCUACACAAACUCCGCCGUACAUCUGUCCUGAAUGGAACAAAAACACCAACGAGACCUUCUUCUUGUGUAACUGCACUAUGGCGAGGUGCAUAAAAGACAACAUCAUUGAAAUUAUCCCAUUUGAAUGCCCUCCACUGCAGAACAUCACCUGUGAAAAUGGAAAAAAACCAGUGCUUGUCCAUGAUGAACACCACUGCUGCCAAUAUUAUGCAUGUGACUGCUUUUGUGAAGGCUGGGGGGACCCGCAUUAUGUCACAUUUGAUGGACAAUUCUACAGUUAUCAAGGAAACUGCACUUAUAUAUUAAUGAAGGAAAUUAGGCCUCGAUACCAUUUGGAGAUCUACAUCGACAGUGUCUACUGUGACCCUGUUGAGCAUGUAUCCUGUCCCAGAUCUAUUAUUGUGUCUUACAACAAACUAGUCAUAAAUCUUACGAAUAGCAAUCUCAUAGGAGGUGCAGACCUAGAGGCUUUUGAGAACAAUGUAAAGUUACGGCUGCCAUAUGCUCAUAAUAAUGUGAGAGUUAUAAGCUCAGGCCUAGACUUGAUCCUGAGUAUUCCACAGCUGGGUGUUCAUUUAACAUUUGGAGCUACUGGCUUUGGCAUCAAUUUGCCAUUUCAGCAUUUUGGAAACAACACACAAGGUCAUUGUGGAACAUGCAACAACAACAAGGCUGAUGACUGCAUGAUCCCUGGAGGGACCUUGGUGGACGACUGUGCAGUGAUGGCGGAUUACUGGCCAGCCAUUGGGGCGAAUGAUGAAAUUUGCACUCCACCAACUGCAUUACCUUCCAUCUGGGAUAAUAAAAAACUUACAUCUAAGCCUUGCCAGGCUCAUCCUGACUGCAACCUCCUUGAUAGCGAGUUGUUCAAAGCGUGCCAUUCCCAUAUAUCCCCCAAAAACUUCUUUUUAGCAUGUGAAUAUGACAGUUGUCACAUGAGUAACCCUGCUGUGGUGUGUACCAGUCUUCAGACAUACGCAAGGGCUUGCUCUCAAUUAGGGAUCUGCAUACACUGGAGGAACUACACUUACCUUUGCAAUAUUGAAUGUCCAGCAGAUAAAGUUUUCAAUCCUUGUGGUCCAGCUGAGCCAGCAACCUGUGCUGAUAUACCUGAACAGAACACCAUUACAAUGCCGACAGAGGGCUGCUUCUGUCCUGAGGGCACAUUACUCUUCAACAAGAAGAUGGGCGUUUGUGUGAACAAAUGUGGAUGCCUGGAUGCCUCUAGAACACCACGAGAGUUCGCUGAAGUUUUCGAGUACAACUGUGAGGAGUGUAUCUGUGAUAAGGCCAGCAAAUCAGUGACCUGUAAGCCCAAAACAUGUCCCGAUGUCAACCCUGAGAUCUGCACUGAGCCCGGCUUUGUGCUUGUCAACGUCACCAAUCCUUCAGACCCAUGCUGCAGUAAACAAGUUUGCAACUGUGAUAUCAGCAUGUGCCCACCUAUGGAUAAAAAGUGUGCAGUCGGAUAUACGCCAGUCCUGGAAGUGCCUGAUGGAAAAUGCUGUCCAGAAAUCAAAUGCGAGCCAAAGAAAGUGUGCGUUCACAAAAAUAUGGAAUAUAAGCCUGGUACCAACAUCCCCGUCGUUGACUGUCGGGAAUGCAGCUGUACGUGGGACGUGGAUCCUAAAACACAGUUGUUCAAUAUCAAAUGUGGAUCUGUGCAGUGCAAUGAGAAAUGUGAUCCUGGUUAUGAAUAUAUUAAAACGACCUUUGACGACUGCUGUGGAAAGUGUGUGCAAACUCACUGCAUCGUCAAUAACAAUGGCGUCCAUAAAAUACUAAAGGAAGGAAAGACUUUGCACACUGCAAAUCAGGGCUGUGAUAGAAUCACGUGUAUUAAAGUCAAUGGACAGUUCAUCACCGACAAAUACACAGUCCAGUGCCCUCCUUUCAACAUUUCCAACUGCCAACCUGGCACCGUUCAGCGGUCACCUGAUGGCUGCUGCCAUGUUUGUGUGGACCAAAUUAAAGGAUGUCAAGUACAGACCAUUCGUGAUUACAUAAAUCACAAUGACUGUCAGUCAGAGAAGAGAAUGGACCUUACAUUUUGUAGUGGAGACUGUACCAGUUUUAGCAGGUACACUGAACCUGGAUUGACCUCUUGUAGCUGUUGCCAGGCCACUCGCUCAAGUAAUCGCACAGUGAAUCUUGGUUGCGUAAACGGAGACAUAGUAACUCACACAUACAUCCAUGUGGAGGAGUGUGCCUGCAGCAAAACUAACUGUCAUAAAGCAGGAGUGGGCCACACACUCGCUGAAGACAGCCAAAGAAAACGUAGCUUCGGACGUCCGUGAGCAGCAGCAGUGAAUCAUCCACUCGAAGACUCUGAAAUACGAAUUCUUUGAGAAACUUUGUUUGGAAAUUAAUUUAAAUUGCACAUGCUUUAACAUUUCUUUAACUUUAUCUAUAGAGCUUUUCUUUUUUCUUCGUUGGAUAAAUAUGUACUGUUGUGCUUGCUUGAAAUUAAAAGCAUUUAA
This is a messenger RNA of Sinocyclocheilus grahami, 2548 nucleotides long. RefSeq names its product mucin 5f-like (gene muc5fl). Bases 146 to 2365 code for a protein of 739 amino acids. The record is from RefSeq and is a predicted model, not a curated record. The transcript has 18 exons. Lineage: Eukaryota; Metazoa; Chordata; Actinopteri; Cypriniformes; Cyprinidae. Gene Ontology annotation, molecular function: protein binding.